AUGGAACCGUUCCCCUCACACUCUCCCGGGUUUGUGAACCUUUUAGCUUCGCAGAGCAGUCCAUCUAUAGACGUUGACUCUGCUGAGGCAUUAGGUAACUCGCCCGGGUUAGUUAAACCUUUGGAAAGGAGAAAGUGGGGUGUUAAAGUAGACCUUGUGAUCAUUAGCGCUUGGUUGAACACGAGCAAGGAUCCCAUAGUCGCUAAUGAGCAGAAGGUAGUGGCCUUUUGGAAGAGAAUAGAGCUGUAUUUCAACGCAAGCCCUCAGAUGAUUGGCUCCGUUCGUAGAGAAUGGAGCCAAUGUAAGCAGAGGUGGGGAUGGGUGAAUGCGGAGGUGAGCAGGUUCGUUGGUUGCCAUGAAGCAGCUUUGAAGGAGCAGUCGAGCGGGCAAAAUAAGAAUGAUGUCAUGAAAGCAGCACAUGACAUCUUCUUCAAUGACUACAACGUCAAAUUCACACUUGAACAUUGCUGGAGGGAGCUGAGGUUUGAUCAGAAAUGGAGGUCACACGUCAAAGAUGGUGCAAAGGAGAAGAGGAAGGAACCAGCUCCGGAGGUCGUACCUGACGAUGGAGAUGUUAGGCCUCCGGGUGUGAAGGCCAACAAAGCAGGGAAGCGCAGGAAGCACGGGAAUGAAGCUGCUUUUGAUCGAGUUGAGAGCUUGCUAGCUAUGAAAAAUAUGUAUUCAAAACAAAAGAUUCUUGAUCGUCUCCUUGCCAAAAAUGAGGAGACACUUUCUUCUCAAGAGAAGGAACUUAAGACUAAACUAAUUGGUGAGAGAGUGCGGGUCACGGGUUUGAGUGGAGGUCACUUGUUGCAGUGGAGGUCACUUUUUAGGUCCAUCGGAUAUGGGUGUAUGUACCCACAGGAUUUGUUUCCAAGUGACGGUUUGUAUUUUGUACUCAUCACGGGUGUUUGUACCCGUGAUAAUAGCUUCAUGACUCCAGUUCUAUAUAAAGGAUGUGUUCACUUCAUUAUCAUCACCACUCCAGUUUGA
This is a messenger RNA of Brassica napus (rape), 993 nucleotides long. RefSeq names its product glutathione S-transferase T3-like. The transcript is spliced from 3 exons. Lineage: Eukaryota; Viridiplantae; Streptophyta; Magnoliopsida; Brassicales; Brassicaceae. The coding region runs from base 1 to 993 and encodes 330 amino acids. The record is from RefSeq and is a predicted model, not a curated record.